This is a messenger RNA of Rubroshorea leprosula, 734 nucleotides long. Lineage: Eukaryota; Viridiplantae; Streptophyta; Magnoliopsida; Malvales; Dipterocarpaceae. The record is from the annotation of a GenBank genome assembly.
AAUCAUAAUUUCUCAGGAAGAAGAUGGAUUAUGGGACUAAAAAAGGCGGUGUAGGGAGAGAAGCUUCUUUGAUGAAAGGUGAUGGCUUCUUCUCCAACAGGAUCCUCUCAAGGAAUUCUUCUGUGGGACGUUCUUCAAGGAUAUAUUACAGGAGUCCUGAAGGGGUGCCCUUUAAUUGGGAAAUGCAGCCGGGAACGCCAAAGGAUCCGCCCAAGGAAGAUAAUCUCCCAACCCUCAGCCCUCCACCCGCGAUGCUCAGCCUAGGGCUGCCUAAACCAUGUAUCACCAUCGAAGAGCCCAAGCCUCCGAAGCUACUACGGUUCAUGUUUUGGAAACGAAGGGAGAAAGGUGAUCGGGAUAAGAAGCUUCAACAGGGACCUAAGGCAGGUAGUGAUGAUUUAGAUGCUACGGAGUCGGAGAAGUACUUUGAAACUUGUAGCUUUGAUGGUGAAUUUAUGGCAUCUCCACCCCGUGCUUCCACCUGUUCUUCUUCUUCAUCUCUUACCUUAUCUCACGGUCGUGAUUCUGCUCGACUGUCGAGUUUUCGGGGUCCAACCAGGGAUUCAGUAGGAGGAUUUUAUGGCUGUGGUCCAUGGAAAUUCUCUUGUGUAAAUAUUGUUCGUGCAGCAAGACGAUGAUGAUGUAAAAAUAAGUGUUUUAAUGUACGAGAUUGAUCGGUAUGUACUAUAAUGCUAUUGUGUCCUUGUAAAGCAAAAUCAAUUGUUAGCAUUAAA